Molecule: messenger RNA, 1501 nt
Organism: Coccinella septempunctata (seven-spotted ladybird)
Lineage: Eukaryota; Metazoa; Arthropoda; Insecta; Coleoptera; Coccinellidae
Product: lipase member J-like
Exons: 7
Coding region: 240-1487 (415 amino acids)
Molecular function (GO): hydrolase activity, acting on ester bonds
Source: RefSeq, a predicted model, not a curated record
UGAGUUCAUAACUUAUCUACCGCGCGAGCAGCGUUAAUUUUUUUUUGCCCAAUGGUGCAAGUGCAAUCAGAAGAGAAAAUUAUAUAGUAGAUACAACUUUAUUUUACCACUCUCUUCAAGAAUUGGUUCGUUGCUUAAAUUUCUUGAUAGUGUUGUUCGAUUAGACUGUGUGUAUGGGAUGAAAGUGAAGAUAUCUCUGUCUGAUAUAAAAAAGUUAAUUUGAGUAAUCGGUCUCCAAAAUGUCUUCAAAUGACAUCUUUGUUUUAUUGUUAGUUUCUUCAGUGCCACUAUCGCAAAGUACCAUUGUGUGUCCAAGUUUCAAGGAUUAUUUUACGUCUAGGAUAAAUAAAAAUUGCUUCGAUAAUCCUGACGGUGAUGCUGAAGAGCCAAGUGUAAUCAUUCAACGACUUGGUUUCCACCACAAAACAUACCAAAUAACGACAGAAGACGGAUAUACAAUAAGUGUUGAACAAAUGCAUAAGACAAUUAAGAGAAAAACCCCGAUUAUAAUUGGUCCAGGGAUAUAUAUGAACAGUUUAGCUUUCAUCAAUAGGGGAAAUAAGUCACUUGCCUUUUUCUUAGCGAAUCAGGGAUACCAAGUAUGGAUUAUAAACUGGCGAGGAACGAGAUUCAGCAGAAAACAUAGUUAUCUUUCUCCAACAGACAGGAAUUAUUGGAAUAUGGGGUUUCACAAAAUGGCCGUAUUCGAUCUCAAGUCAGUGAUGGAGAAAGUAUUCGAGGAGUCGAAGAAUAAGGGAAUAUAUAUUGGAUUCUCCAUGGGAACGACCAUUGGUAUGAUUUUCAACAUGAAAGAGCAGGAAGUGGCAGAGAGAACUCUGAAGGGUAUGAUUCACAUGGCACCCAUCGCCAUAAUGGACGAUUUUAAGUCGAUAUUGAGAUAUUUAAAUCCACUCUGGCCUGUCGUGAGACCUCUUGCCAGUAGACUCCAUCAUGGGGAAGUCCUUCCCUAUAGAAGAAUAAGAAUCAUCUGUGGAUCGCAUCCAUUCCAAGUUUUCUUUUGCGAACUCCUCAUCCUACCAAUAUUCGGAAAUAGUUUUCGUUUCUUAGACCCUCUGACCUAUCCCAUUACAUCAAUACAGAAUCGCGAUUCUAUCUCCAUCAACACAGUUGAACAUUACCAUCAGAUUAUAAAGAGCGGGCAAUUUAUAGAAUUCGAUUUUGGCGUGGAAGAAAACUUGGAAAAAUACAACUCUGAGCAACCGCCAGUCUACGACUUGAAAAAAAUGACAUUACCACAGUUGAUGCUGGUAGGAGAGAGGGAUAUUGUAGCAACGAGAAAGGAUACUCAAAACCUAUAUGAAAAAAUACCUGAAAAGUCCAAAUGUGGAUAUUCUCUAGUGAAAAAAUAUGGACACAGAGAAUUUAUAAACGCCUUUGACGUUGAUGAAAUACUCUUUGACAAAGUCUUGAGUGCUGUCGAAAAAAUUGACGAAAAUAAAUGUAAUGUGAAUACUGAAAAUAAAUAGAAACGUUUUCGUUG